Salpingoeca rosetta is the source of this 963-nucleotide messenger RNA. RefSeq lists its product as uncharacterized. Gene Ontology annotation, biological process: lipid metabolic process. The transcript has 7 exons. The coding region runs from base 1 to 963 and encodes 320 amino acids. The record is from RefSeq and is a predicted model, not a curated record. Lineage: Eukaryota; Choanoflagellata; Craspedida; Salpingoecidae.
AUGAUCGUCGGUGCCGCUGUUGUGCUGCUGUGUGCAGUGCUGGGCGCGAGCGCAAAGCCCAUUCCAAUGAACACGCGCUUUGUGCCAGAGGCUGCCACGCCGCCACUCAAGACGAUGCGCUUGCAUCGUGAGGUUGGCGUUCGUGCGCCCGCGCCUCACCUGUACUCCUUCGACUACGAGAUCAGCCUUCGCGGUGUGCAAUACUCUGCGGCCGCAUACUGCUCCAACUCCACCGUCAAGGACUGGUCCUGCAAGCCCUGCCACGGCGCUGGCCUUCCAGCGCUCUCGGACAUCAACGUGUUCUAUGCCAAGAAGACGUCCACGUACGGCUAUGUCGGUCUGGAUUCCGUCAACAAGUACAUUGUCGUUGCGUUCCAAGGCACGCACAACCUGAAGCAGUGGAUUGAUGACCUGAAGUUCAUGAAGACAGACCUGCACUACCCUGGCGCCGGCUCGGACGUCAAGGUUCACAGAGGCUUCUACGAGGCGUACCAGGAGGUGAAAGGCACCGUCGACCGCUUUGUUGAGAGCACGUUCAGGCAGAACCCCAACUACCGCAUCCUCGUCACAGGCCACAGCCUUGGCGCUGCGCUUGCUGCCAUGUGCUCGCUGGACCUGAGCAUCCAGUUCCCAUCUGCGUCCAUCUACCACUACACCUUUGGGCAGCCCCGUGUCGGCAACGCCCCCUUCUACGACUUUUUCAAGCAGUCGUCCAUCAAGGCCUCGUUCCGUUUCGUCCACAACCGCGACAUUGUGCCCCACCUCCCGCUCGAGGCGAUGGGUUUCCACCAUAUUGCCACGGAGGUGUUCUACAAGGAGCAGUUUUCUGGCCCAGAGAGCCUGCACGAGUGCAACGGCUCAGGCGAGGACCCCGACUGCUCUGAUCAGUUUAACGUCGACAUUUCCAUCUCGGACCACCUCAACUACCUUGGAUUCACGGUAGACACCGACGCCUGCCACUAG